AUGUACGGACAGUCCCAGCCCAUGAAUGUUCCAGCUCCGAUGGUCAAUUCUGGAGCCGACGUCUGUGAUGAUGUCUCAGCCUCCGUGUCCGUCGAUAACCACCAAAACAUUAGUUACGACACUCAUCCACUUGACAACGGCAUCGGAGUUGAGGGCGUCGCCACCGAUUCUAUUUACUCCACAGCCGUAGCCGCAGCAGCUUUGGCCUCUGACUUGGUUAUCGUUCAGCGAGCUGAGGAUUCCAGCCAGCUCACUCUCUCGUUUCGCGGCCAGGUCUAUGUAUUCGAUGCAAUUACUUCGGAUAAGUUCCAUGCGGUUUUAUUACUGCUAGGGGGAUGUGAACUGACUUCAGGUCCCCAUAUUGAAAUGUCAUCUCAGAACCUAAGGGGUGGUUUGGACAUUCCGAGAUCUAAUCAACUUCACAGGGCAGCUUCGUUAGAUAGGUUCCGUCAGAAGAGAAAAGAGCGAUGCUUUGAUAAGAAAGUCAGAUAUGGUGUUCGCCAGGAAGUUGCUCUUAGGAUGCAGCGUGAUAAGGGUCAAUUUACUUCCAAGAAGUCUGAUGGAACUAAGAGCUCGGGUACUCAGGAUGGUGAUAAACUAUCAGAUACUUCAUGUACUCACUGUGGCAUUAGCUCAAACUCCACUCCAAUGAUGCGACGUGGUCCAUCUGGUCCGAGAUCUUUGUGCAAUGCUUGUGGACUUUUCUGGGCAAAUAAGGGUACUUUGAAGGAUAUUCCCAAGAAAACUCGGGAUCAUUCCCCGCCUCUAGUCGAACAUAGAGAUAGUGAAGCAAAUGACUCAGAUUCUGGAACUGCUAUUCCUACUCAAAGCAAUGUAGUUUCUUUCUCAAAUGGUGAUGGCUCUGUGCUAAUUACCGAACACUAAUUGUCUGUGCUAAUAUGGUCAUUGUUUCAGGUAGAUCUUGAUUAGUAAUUUCCUUUAAACUUGUGCAAUAUGUACAGAUAUCAUAGCUGCCUUCAUAGGUAUACAAGGUUUCCCCCCUAUGUUCCUUCGUUUAGGGUACUUUUGCAUGAGAUUACCUCUUUGGGUGGGGAAAAAAGCCAUUCUGGAUGUUGUAUUACCCGAAGCUUCAUGUAUCUUAGCUUUUAUAAAUUCAUAGGCCGUACGAUCCAAUAUCUUAUCCCUCACAAGAAUUACCUUAGACGAACUAGCUAAGUCUCGUUUAUGUACUAAUCAAAAUGCAUAUUAGUUCAUGUAAAGGAUGAAUA
This is a messenger RNA of Hibiscus syriacus, 1229 nucleotides long. RefSeq names its product GATA transcription factor 25-like. Gene Ontology annotation, biological process: regulation of DNA-templated transcription. Gene Ontology annotation, molecular function: zinc ion binding; sequence-specific DNA binding; protein binding. The coding region runs from base 1 to 885 and encodes 294 amino acids. NCBI's taxonomy places the organism in Eukaryota, Viridiplantae, Streptophyta, Magnoliopsida, Malvales, Malvaceae. The record is from RefSeq and is a predicted model, not a curated record. The transcript has 7 exons.